This is a messenger RNA of Oryzias melastigma (Indian medaka), 1318 nucleotides long. RefSeq lists its product as uncharacterized. The coding region runs from base 62 to 763 and encodes 233 amino acids. NCBI's taxonomy places the organism in Eukaryota, Metazoa, Chordata, Actinopteri, Beloniformes, Adrianichthyidae. Gene Ontology annotation, cellular component: endosome; Golgi apparatus. The record is from RefSeq and is a predicted model, not a curated record. The transcript is spliced from 2 exons. Gene Ontology annotation, biological process: Rab protein signal transduction. Gene Ontology annotation, molecular function: GTPase activity; GTP binding.
CACGGGCGUUAUCGCGAUAUUUCCACUCCACGCUCACGUUCAAGCUGCGAGAUGUUGAGAAAUGGCAACAGAAAACAAAACAGAGGAGGAAUUUGACACCGUUUUCAGUCUAACAGACUCCCUCGAACUUUCCUCCCACCACGACUACGGCCCCACUCGAGCUCGGAUCUUUAAAAUCAUAGUCAUAGGAGACUCCAACGUGGGGAAGACGUGUCUGACUUAUCGGUUCUGCGGCGGCACUUUCCUCUCAAACCCAGAGGCAACUAUCGGGGUGGACUUCAGGGAGAGGACGCUGGAGCUGGAUGGAGAGAGUAUCAAGUUGCAGAUUUGGGACACAGCAGGUCAGGAGCGUUUCCGCAAGAGCAUGGUGGAGCACUACUACCGCAGCGUCCACGCCGUCAUCUUUGUGUACGACGUCACCAGCCUCCCCUCCUUCGAAAGCAUCCCGGAGUGGAUCGAGGAGUGCAGCCGCCACGCGGUGGGGCCACUGGUGCCCCGCAUCAUCGUGGGAAACAAGUGCGAUCUGAGGGAGCUGCGGGAGGUGCCCGCAUCGUCUGCCCAGCUCCUCGCCGACCGCUACAACUACCCGCUGUUUGAGACGUCGGCCAAGGAGCCGUCCGAGAAGGAGCAUGUGGACGCCAUCUUCCUGACCUUGGCGUACAGGCUGAAGAGCCACAAACCUCUGAGACUGAAGCAGCUGAGCGAGAACAGCGUCAGGCAGCUGAGCCAGAGAGAGCAGGAGGAGGGGCUUUGUCAGUGCUAAGCUCCGCCCCUUCCUCACUGAUUGAACUUACUAUUGAGGCUACAUCCUCCAGCAGGGCUGGAUUGAAAAACUUUUUAGAAGAACUUUUGUUGAUUUUAAUGCUAUUGUUUCUUUGCUGAUGUGCAUGAGUUUGCACAAGUAUUUACACCUAAGAUGAACGUUUAGUUUGGAGUAAUACUGGACUCUUCCAUAUCCACACAUUUAUUUAGAGACAAUAAACAAAGAGAAAAACUGUGAAAAAAUGAGAACACUCUUUAAAAUCUUGGUGAUUUCUUUCAGGGAUGACAGCAGCAUGAGUUCCGGUGCUAUUACUCGGCUUUUUUUGCACACUUUAAACCCAAUAACCCAAGUGAUGAAAUGUAGCUGUAUGUUUGGUCGAAUGCAAAUCCACACAGUUCAUUUGAACUGCAUGUUUGAUUGUAAAAUCGAUAUUACUUGAAGUUGAGAAAACCGAAUUCUCGACGAUGUAAUCAUGUGUGAUGCGACGCCCUUUCAGCUGUGUUGGGAGCGGUCAGUGUAAACCUGCAAAUCAAUAAAAUAAUCAUAUCUACUGUG